This is a messenger RNA of Tribolium madens (black flour beetle), 810 nucleotides long. RefSeq lists its product as uncharacterized. The coding region runs from base 83 to 409 and encodes 108 amino acids. The transcript has 2 exons. The record is from RefSeq and is a predicted model, not a curated record. NCBI's taxonomy places the organism in Eukaryota, Metazoa, Arthropoda, Insecta, Coleoptera, Tenebrionidae.
CACUUGUCAUUUUACCAAAAUGACGUAGUGGUGAUAAGGGGGUGCGAUUUGUUUUGCUCUUCUUAAACAUAAAGAUCAAAAAAUGUUUAGUAGAAGUAGCACAGUGCCACAAAGAAAUAAAUUUUCCAUGACCAGGCAACAGUUAAUUGAUGACAUCGAAGCGAUUUAUAGGGACCAGGAACAGAGAAGUAAACUGUACUUGUGUCUGGAUGAGAAGCCCCCCAGAGAAACAAAAUUCGAGAAAAUUGAGGAGUUUUUAAAAGGUACGCAAGACUUAGAAAAAAGUUCUAACAUACUCAACAGUUUAAAACGCGAAAUGGAGGACUUACAGAAAGAUAUUGCUUCACAAAUCUCAACUAUUAGAGAAACUUCAGCCAAUGCUUUAAGGAGUUCAGAUACAAUACUUUAAGUUAAUCUUAUUUGACCAAAAACCAGUGAAACAGUAUAGAUUUUUGAAUGUGUAAAUUACAAUAACAAGGGUACUUAAACGGGAUAAUGCAUUGGAUUAACGUCAGCGUGAGCCUGAACAUUACGAUCUGACAUGUAGAAGCAAAUCGAGCAUGGGUGUCCUGUAAAAUAAAAAUGUAAGAAAUGGGAACACAUUAUAUUAAAUAUUCGUUAAAGCAGUUAAAACGUUCAAAGAAAAUGAGAAUUGCAAGUCUAAUUGUUAUUGACUUUAUGUACUUUUAGUUAAUCAUGAUUUACACACAUUCCCUUUGAUUAAUAUUUUUUGAGAAUCACAUGAAACCAAUAAUGUUUUUGUAUAUUGCAGUCAAAAAAAGCAAAAGCAUUAAUAAAUAUUACAACACA